AAUCACAAUCUAUUUUAAAUGGAUUUUUUUAUUAGUUUUAUAAUUUACACGUAACAUGUCAUAUGACGUGUAUUUUGUAAUUUUGUAUUGCUACCUCUUGUUAUAAUAAUGUUUAGUUAAUGUAUUAAGUCAUAAUAUAAUUUAUAUUUUAAUAAUGGAAACUCUUUAUUUAAUUAUUAUUAAUGUUAUCCUUAGUGUAUUUGCCUUUUUUUGUACUUACAACAUUAUACCACAUUUAAAAUCUAUGUUUAUAAGUGCCAAUUUAUAUGGAAAAGAUUUAAAUAAAAAAUCUGAUAAUAAAAUACCUGAAGCUUUUGGUGUAGUGACAGGAUGUACUUUUCUAAUCACAAUCUUUCUAUUGAUUCCGCUCAUAUUUGGCCGACAUAUGUUGCAAAAUGAUACUACUCUAUUUCCACACAGUGAAUUUGUAGAAAUGUUAGCUGCUUUGUUAUCAAUUUGCUGUAUGCUUCUAUUGGGAUUUGCAGACGAUGUUCUAAACCUACGAUGGCGACAUAAACUAUUAUUACCCACUAUUGCUUCUUUACCUUUACUAGUUGUUUAUUACAUAAAUUUUAACUCUACUACAAUUAUUGUACCUAAACCUUUCAGAGAUAUUUUUGGAAUAUCUGUGAACUUAGGUUUACUUUACUAUGUGUACAUGGGUAUGCUAGCUGUAUUUUGUACAAACGCUAUAAAUAUAUUAGCUGGAAUAAAUGGCUUGGAAACUGGACAGAGUCUCAUUAUUGCAAUUUCUAUUUUAAUUUUUAAUGUAAUUGAACUAUCUGGAGAUUGUGUUCAAGCACAUUUAUUCUCAUUGCAUUUUAUAAUACCGUUUAUAUCUGUUACUUUUGCUUUGUUAAAAUUUAAUUGGUAUCCUUCUGAAGUAUUUGUUGGUGAUACCUAUUGCUAUUUCGCUGGUAUGACUUUUGCAGUUGUUGGAAUUCUUGGUCAUUUUAGCAAAACUAUGUUAUUGUUUUUCUUACCACAAAUAUUCAAUUUUUUGUACUCAAUUCCCCAAUUAUUUCAUUUUAUAAACUGUCCAAGGCAUCGUAUUCCAAGAUUGGACAAAUAUGGAACACUAUCACCAAGUUAUACAGAAUGUGAUAAUAUUUCAACCAUUGGAAAGAUGUGUUUGAAAUUAUUUUCUAUUUUUAAAAUUAUUCAUAUUGAAGAGAAAUCAGAUGGAAAUAUUAAAUGUAAUAAUCUAACACUUAUCAAUCUAUGUCUACUUAAAAUAGGACCAACUAAUGAGAAAACGUUGACUAUAAUAUUGUUAAUCGUUCAAAUUGUUUGCAGUUUAUUUGCAUUUGUCAUACGUUACCCAUUGGCAUCAUUAUUUUAUGAUGUAUAAUCAGUUGCUUACAAUGUAUUUUUAUGUAUAAACUAUCGAAGUUGAGUUAUUUUUGUAAAUUUGAACAAAUAACAAAAUUAAAUUGUUACUAUUUAUUUAUUAUAAAAAAAAUGUCAUUUGAUUAUAAAAUUAUAAUUUUUAUGUUUAUACAAAAUUGAAUUGGUUCAGUAAAUCACUAUGAAUAUUUCAGUGAUCGAUAGAAGGUAAUAAUAAUUAAUUCAUAAUAGUAGUAAAAUUAAUUCUGUUUGAAAAAGAUUAUCAAAUACCUCAGUGGUGUAAUUUGGAAUUGGUUGUAGGGUGGGUUUGUAAUAUAAGUUUAUAAUUUCGUUUUAGUGGGGCUAUGUCUCCCCACACCUCCCUUAGAUUAAAAUACGUCUGAAGGGAUAUAUCCCCAUAUCCUCCCCCAUAAUUACGCCACUGAAAUACCUCAUAAUACACACUAAUCAAGCAUUUUAUUUUAUGAUGAAAUUUAUAAUAAACAGUCCAAUGGGACUUGUAGAAAAAUAAAUAUUUAAAAAUCUUUUGUUAAAUACUGCUAUUAUUUAUUUUAUAAAAUAUUAAAUUCACAGUUUAUAACUUGUU
Aphis gossypii (cotton aphid) is the source of this 1933-nucleotide messenger RNA. It is a transcript of the gene Alg7, whose product is annotated as UDP-N-acetylglucosamine--dolichyl-phosphate N-acetylglucosaminephosphotransferase. NCBI's taxonomy places the organism in Eukaryota, Metazoa, Arthropoda, Insecta, Hemiptera, Aphididae. Gene Ontology annotation, molecular function: UDP-N-acetylglucosamine-dolichyl-phosphate N-acetylglucosaminephosphotransferase activity. Bases 155 to 1351 code for a protein of 398 amino acids. Gene Ontology annotation, cellular component: membrane. The transcript is spliced from 7 exons. Gene Ontology annotation, biological process: dolichol-linked oligosaccharide biosynthetic process; protein N-linked glycosylation. The record is from RefSeq and is a predicted model, not a curated record.